ACUCGCGAUAAGAUAAUGUUAUUAUCGCUACAGAUAAAACUUGAUGCCGAGUUCGUUUAUAAAGGUGACAUCGACAUCAGGCUCGUCGUAGUCCGUUUUGCUGUGAAGAUGCUUACGUUAUUCGCAGCACUUUUGUUUUUACUGAAUCAGACGGCAUUCGCCACGGUGUGUGAUCUGUGCGAGUGCCGGUACAUCAGAACGAAUGAAGACUUCAUCGGAGACCACGUACACUGCACCUAUCAAGACCAAGACAUAUUCAAGACAGAACACACCCUACCAAGUACAGUAUUCUCUUUGGACCUCUCAUCUAGCAACCUUACGAGAAUAUACGAAUCAAAACUAUUGCGCUCCGAAACACUCAUUGAACUAUAUCUCAACAAUAAUGCCAUAACUCAAAUAGACAUUCUAGCCCUGCAACUUCCAGAACUCAAGGUCUUAGAUUUGAGCAAUAAUAAUUUAGAGGUCAUUGAUUUAGAAGCGUUCCAAUUUUUGAAAAAACUUGAAGUGUUGAAUCUGGCUAAUAAUUUGUUUAGUUCAUUCAGCAAUCUGAAAUUCCAUUAUCUGCAUAGUUUGAAAGAAAUAAUAUUGGAUUACAAUAACUUAGGACCAAGUUUGUUGGAACAAAACAUAUUUGAACGCAAAAAUUCUGGACUUACGGCUAAUGUUAGAAACAUCAGCAUCCGAUCUAUAAACUUGGACCACGUUCCAGAGAACUUAUUUGCAGAAGUAUACGAUGUUAGAAGUCUGGAUUUAGGCGGUAAUCAUAUCAGAGAGAUAUCAGAAUUGCCUGCGACGCUGGAGUAUUUAGAUUUAUCGGACAAUCCGAUAGAAGAGAUAAGUGAAGUGGAUUUUUCCGAUGUCCCGGGAUUGAAGGACCUAAAGUUGAACAAUUUGUGGAUUAGUGAAGUGCCCGAUUUUACGUUUUCUCCAUUACGCGGUCUGAGAACAUUAGAGUUAGAGAGGAAUAGGAAUUUGACUGUGUUUAGUAAGUGGGCAUUUGGUCAAGAAGCUUUGGAUGACGCUGCAGAUUUUACGCUUGAAAGUCUGUCGUUUAGUGGUUCGAAACUGUCCAAAUUGGAUGAAGACUUGAUUGUGCCUUUUAGUCAACUGAUUCAUCUGGACCUGCAGGGCAAUCCAUGGGCAUGUGAUUGUAACAUCGUGUGGUUGAAGACGCUACAGAUUCAAGCAAAAGAUUACGAACAUGUGAGAUGUGCGGAGCCACGACCGCUACUCAACGCUAGGAUUUUCGAGCUGCGAAACAAGUACUUCCGAUGCGGAGCCCCACGCCACCAAGUAGGGCUCCAAAUAGCAAUCGGCACCUUCUGCAUCACAACAACAGCAAUAGUCUUGUGGCUCUACGUCUUCCUACCCAGAAAGAACCCGAUGAAGAACUUCUAUAAUCCAUACAAAUAUACCAUCUUAACAUUGCAUAAUAAUUCGUAAAGUUUAGGUUGAAAUUCGGUAGAUUUAAUUACCAUCUGUGAUAAAUUUUGCAACGCUCACGAAACUCACAACAGCUAGGGCGUCAAUUUUGUAAAAUAUUAAUCUACUUGUAAUGUGUCUUGUCAUGAUAAAACUUAAUUAUUAUUUGGUCAGUAGCGGCGAAAACUGACUACAUCUUAUGAAUCUGUAUAACGCUGUAGCGAGAGCGAUGAUUCGGCUCGACCGCCACCAAAGGGAAGAUCUUCCGCCAGGCUAGGUGUUAUGCCUGGGGAACCGCGGCUCCGACGAUGUUGUGUCGGAGGUUGUAUAUAUAGCUCUAAUCCAUGAAAUCUUUGAAAUCGCGUCUUAGAUUCUUCGCUGCUAUUGGUUGAGCGCGUCAAUUUCUUCGCGAUGAUUGACAGUUGUUGUGAGAUUGGAUGUUGUGACGAGUGGCGUAGAGAUGUCGCCACAACGCCAUCUGUGCAAGAGAAAAACCAACCAGUACUUUUUCUCGCCGAUAGAAGUCUCUUCAGUUAACCGUUAACUUGUUUCAAUCAGAAAAAGUGGUUAAACAAUUGUCACCGGAAAAUAACGAGAACCGCUAGCUUGUAAAUUUCCUUGGAAGUUUAUGAACCAUCGUAGGAUUCUAAACGCGAGAAUUGAAAUGAAUUGUAUUAUUUUACACCCACAUUUCCAGUAAUUGAAAAACUUACCGAACUCACGCGUAAAAUAAUAAUUCAAUAACCAAACCACAUGUGUGCUCUGAUUGGUUCAAAGGGUCACGUGUUCCUUUUCUUUCCUCUCCUCCGCCAUUGGUCGCUUAAACAAAUCGGUUGCUCGCGUGUUUUUGUUAAGUUUUUAAUAGUUUUAUUUUGUUAUUUAUGUUUACUAAAGAAGACCCAUAAUGAGCAAGACAGAAUCUGCCACUGUCAAGAUCCACCACCAAUCAGAGAGCUGUGUGUUAUUUGCCGUAUUGAAAAAAACGUAAAAUUAGAAGCUCAUCUUUAAUUGGAAUGAAUGGAACGAAUGGAUAUCCGUAAGUUUAUAAAUUUACCAUGAGAGGUCACAUAUUUAUAAAUUUUCGAAAACGUGGACGUAAUUCAUCUCUUGUUUUCUAAACGUGAAAGUUUAUAAAUUUCCUAGGAAGUUUUUAAACUUGCGGUUCUUGUUAUUUUCCGGUGACAGAUACACUUAAUACAAUCUUUUAUUAGCCGUAUUUUCAAGCCAAAGACACAAUUUCACCUUUCGCGAUCUGGUGAGAAAAAUAUCGCAAAUAUCCUCAUUUUUGUGGAAACAAAUGAUUUAUUUUUGGCAUACAUGCCCAUUACACCAACUAAUGAGUGAAUGACUUAAUAACGGAUCUCUGUCUGCAGACAACACAUAUAUUAUAGAAUAAUAUAUAAAUGUAAGGAUGAAAUGUAAAUACUUUUAGUGUUAAGUAACAUAUAAAAUUGUAGUCUAUACAUAUAGUUUGAAAAAUAUUGUAAUAAAACAAAGUUUUGUAAAAUC
This is a messenger RNA of Amyelois transitella, 2931 nucleotides long. Its product is annotated as leucine-rich repeat-containing protein 70. The coding region runs from base 16 to 1443 and encodes 475 amino acids. The transcript has 2 exons. The record is from RefSeq and is a predicted model, not a curated record. Gene Ontology annotation, molecular function: protein binding. Gene Ontology annotation, cellular component: extracellular matrix. Lineage: Eukaryota; Metazoa; Arthropoda; Insecta; Lepidoptera; Pyralidae.